Messenger RNA from Alosa alosa (allis shad), 818 nucleotides. Its product is annotated as calcium-binding protein P-like. The record is from RefSeq and is a predicted model, not a curated record. The transcript has 2 exons. Gene Ontology annotation, cellular component: membrane. NCBI's taxonomy places the organism in Eukaryota, Metazoa, Chordata, Actinopteri, Clupeiformes, Clupeidae. Bases 164 to 727 code for a protein of 187 amino acids.
AAACAGGGGGAGCAUAAGGCUGGCCAGCCAGCAAAUAGCGCAGUGCAGUGAUUCUGCAAGAAGAGUGGCGAGAAUAAUUAGAGAGGUUAGGAAAAAGAUAGAGAGAAGAGAAGGUCUUGAUUAAGGAAUACACUCAUCCAUCAGAAGCAACCCUACAGGAGAGAUGGAUCCCAGCUCUGCUCCCCCUCCUGGCUGGAAUCACGACGACAAAGCAGGAAUGGCUCAUCUACCACCACCCAAACAAGACCAUCUUCAGUACCCCAAUCCGGGGGCUUACCCGCCCCCAGGGGCCAUGCCUCCCCAAGGGGCCUACUACCCACCUGGGCCUGGGGGUCCUCCAGCAGUCCACAUGGGCCAGCCUUACCCUCAGGGCCAGUACCCCCAGGGCCAGUACCCUCAGGGCCAAUACCCUCAGGGCCAGUACCCCCAGGGAAACACGGUUAUGGUCCAGCCUACGACGGUGUAUGUGACCCACUCACCUCUCAUCAAUCCGGUGUCGGACUACUUGGGUUAUUCCAUUUUCACUAUGUUGUGCUGCUGCUUCCCACUCGGCAUUGCGGCCCUCAUCUUCUCUAUUUCUACUCGUGACGCUAAUAGCCAAGGCAACCGACCGAUGGCUGAGAAGAACUCCCAAACAGCACGGAAACUGAACCACGCCGGCCUCGGCAUUGGCCUCACCUUCACCAUCAUCAUUUUCAUCCUCUACAUCAUUGGUUUUCUAGCCUGACGAGCCAGACCCAUAUUAAAAUGUAGGGUCUGGGCACUCACCGUUCGCAGUGCUCAGUCCGAGGGGCGGGAUAAUCGGUUGUCUUUCAAAU